Molecule: messenger RNA, 2154 nt
Organism: Symbiodinium sp. CCMP2592
Lineage: Eukaryota; Dinophyceae; Suessiales; Symbiodiniaceae
Source: the annotation of a GenBank genome assembly
AUGGCUUCCCGCGCUGGCGAGUCGGUGACAGGCACGGCCAGGACACGCGGUCAAUCUGUUGGCCGUCUGGUGGCUCGCUUCGAGGGCUUCCAGCAGGGACAAGCUGGACUUGAGACCAGGACAGCAGCCCUGUCGCACCCACUUGCGGCGGUCUUCGCGCGUUGGUGGCGGGCCUGUCAGCCUUCGGCGCAGUGCCGACUUUCGCCAGAUCGGCUGCCGCACAGGGGCCGUCCGGAGGCUGGUCGCCACAUGUCAAGUCUUGAGACCGCCCCAACCUUCGAAGGCCGACGCGCCAGCUCGCAGGGAACGAGGGUUCUGCGAAGCGAGCUUCGCCGUGGACCGUCUCCAAAGCCCUCGCCAGCCCCCGAGGAUGAGAAGCUGGAUCACUCGACGGCCUCUCCGUGCGAAGCCUCCGGAUCCUUGACCUCCACCGGCACGUCGCCCUCUGCAGGCGUAGCGGCUAGCGGCAGCUCGGACGCCGAUGCGGCAAAGGUGUCCCACUGUCUCGUGACCUCUGCCAGAGCUUUCCUCGCAGCUCGCGGCGUUCCCUGCCGCAAAGUGAAGACUGCAGAGCCUUCAGCCGGAAGUUAUCGCCUGGACUCGGACACGGAAGGCUCGGAUCAAGAGCUCGGUGAGUGGCGGCGGGGCGCAAAGGACGUCUUGGCAGCAGCAAAGCUGCUGGUACGGGAGGUCCGACUCGCCGAAUCCUGGAGCGCUGGCAGUGCGCGAAAGCUGCCGGACUUCUUCGCCGCAGAUGUGGCGGACGAGCUCUGGGCUCGGCCCCCCGGCUCUGCCGGUCGCUUCUCGAGCUCUGCAUCGGCGGAGGAGCGUCCAACCACGGCCUGGCUCUCUUGUGCCGAGGAGCCCUCAGCGCCUUCCCUCGACGAGGUUCUGGCAGAGCUCGAGGGGGAACGUCGAGCGAGACGAGACUGCGCGGCGGAACUUCGAGAUGUGGAGGAGCAGAAGGAGCUUCUCCGUGCAGAGGUAGAGCAGCUCAGCCACGGUGUCGACGUUCUGAGAGCUGAGCUGCAGGUGGCCAACGUGCAGAUUCCCGAGCUCUGCCGCGACCGCCAGGAUUUGCUCCAGGCCCUGCAGGAGAUGCGGGAGACGACCAACCCAGAUACCGAGCUUCAGCUGGCCUUGGCUUCAACAACCGCCGCGGUACAUGAACUGCGCCAGAGGCUUUCGAAUGCAGAGGCCGCAAAGCGCCAGCUGCAACAGCGGUGUGAGAAGCUGGAGGCUCGAGAUCAGGAGAUGCAACCCGAGCUGCAGAAGGCACAGCAGCUGCACUUGCUGCUCCAGGAGGAGCAGCAGCUGCGGCAGAAUCUUGAGGAGGAGCUCAUGGCUUUGCGGGCAGCCCGUGGCGGGGAGCUGCCUGAAGCUGUGCUUUCGGCAGCUGACCUGGCCCAUCACAUGAAGCAGCGCCCCGAAGGCGCAGCUCCAGUUCUUCAGUCCGGUUUCACAGGGCCAAGACAGUUCAAGGCAGCGAUGGCACCGGAGCCCAUGAAUGGCCCGCUGGUGAGGCGAGAUCCAAUCCCGAUCUGUUCUCGAGCUGGGCGCCGGGAACGCCAGCGCCUUGGGCGAGUCGCGGAGCUUCUGAAGGAUGAGGCGCGGGUGGGCCACGCGGCGAAAGAAGCGGGCGCCUCGCACGUGACGCUGACGGACCGUGGUGCUGUGGUGUCGCAGCUCAGACGUGAGGUGGCUGAUGACAGGUCCAUGACUGUGGAAGAGCUCACUUGGGGUGCAGAGCUCGGCGGCACGUAUGACGUGAUUCUCGCCAGCGACGUCCUAUACAACACCAAAUCCGGCUAUCGACCGCUUGUCCACACGAUCUGCAGUUCGCUGAAGCCGGAUGGUAUCCUCCUGAUUUGCUGCCGAUGGCGGAAGCCGAUCGCCGAGCGGCGCUUCUUUCGUCUUAUGGAAGCAACGGGCUUCGCCAUUGAGCUUCUGCAGCCGCGGAGCCUGGAGCAUCGCUUUGCUGCGCCACUUUCUUGGAAGGACUUCGGCAAUCCGAGGUCCCAGGCGAGUAACCGUUUCUUGACCGGUAAGAUCCCAGUCGGUGGUGUUCUGACCAAGAUCUCUGAGAUCACGGAGGAGCUUCAAGAACGUCUCUCCGACGAGGAGCACGUGACCUUCGAAGGUAACGAAUCUUAA